Molecule: messenger RNA, 2093 nt
Organism: Scleropages formosus (Asian bonytongue)
Lineage: Eukaryota; Metazoa; Chordata; Actinopteri; Osteoglossiformes; Osteoglossidae
Gene: erich1
Product: glutamate rich 1
Exons: 6
Coding region: 236-1231 (331 amino acids)
Source: RefSeq, a predicted model, not a curated record
UGCGCAUGUCAAGAAAGCUACUGUGGAAAUGGUUGUUGGGCCGUGAAAGCCGCCAUGUUCGUAAGGUCAAAACACAAAAGACAACGGCUAAAACACUUUAAACAAAAUAGCUAAAUUAAGCUGCAUGUGGCGUUAGAUCUUUUAAAGUUAUACUCCUGGGGAAGCGUUAAUACGAACAUAUCGCUUAUAUAACGUUUUACUUGUUGGGCGGUGUGUAUUACUUCGAUGAAUUAUCAUGAUGGCUAACAGGAAAGGAGUUUUUCAGGCUAAGGUUCUGAAGAAACUCUACUCCGCUCCUACUCGGACCCAAGAGGCCCAGGGUGCAGCGAGUGACACCAGAGCUGUCACUGGAAAGACAAAUAUCGAAGCAGAAGUGCUAACAAGCCAAAUAACUGCUGGAGGACCGAAUGGUACACCACAAAGAAAACUGUACACAGUGCUCCCUCCUCCUGAUGAUUUCAGGACUGACGGUGAGAGAUCUGACAGCCUGUCCAAGUCGGAAGAUGUGAACGCUGAAGAAGAUCCAGCUGAUCUUACAAAUUUUACUUCCGAGCCAGAAAUCAGCGGACAACAAAGGAGGCGGCGGAAGAGAAGAGCAGGCAGAGGCACGGCAGAAGCUGCACGAGAAGAAAGGGAAGGACCAGUGGUCCAUGUGACCCAGGAAACAGAGGAGGACAGGCAUACAACCAGGAAGAACAGCAAGAACAAGAAGAGGAAACUGAAAAAGAAACGACAUAAAGAGAAGCUGCUCUCCAUGGGCUUGGCUCCCAGGACAGUUGCUGUGGAGUUCACCUACCAGCCAGCAGGAGGCAACGGAGAGGAAGACAAGGAGCCCAUGGAGGACAAGGAAGUGCAGAGUAAAGAGGGGAGAGCAGCAGAGCUGCUAGAGUUCCUGCAGGCUACCCUGGAGGUCUAUAAUUGUUCCCCCCCAACUGGAGAGUCACAGGAAAAUCCCUCCAAUCCCACCUCCGAUGCCAAGGGACUUUUAAGUAGUCUUUUUUCCAAUGAGAUGCCCAUCUCAGUUCUGACCCAGCUGUACCACCUCAGGUCUCUGGUUCUGCAACAGGACGCUUCAAAGUUGACAGCUGCCCUUCGGGACUUCCAACAGAACUCUGCCUUGCUUCCAGAGGAAGUCUCUGCAGUUUGCUGCUUAUUCCACUACUGGAUUACAGACAUCCUUCCCACCCGAAGCAACAAGAUGUCCAGUGAAAAGGAUGCACGACUGCUAUGACGUGGCUUUAUAGUCUGACUAACAUCACCCAUAUCUUCUGAAGAUUGCAACAAUUUACAGCACAGUAACCUGAGUCCCUUUUCUCACAGAACUCAUCCAAAAUGUUACAGUAGUUUUCAAUCUGUGUUAUUGUAUUAGUAAUUUAAUUGUACAUAAGUAAAUAGUUUCACACAAAUGACAUGUCGCUUUUCUUUUUGUUCUCCCCUCACCUUUCAUCCAAGAUAGUGUGCUGCACGUUGUUGAGAAAUUACAAAUCCUAAACAAGUUAUCAUUGAUUCCUCUAGGACAAAACACAGUGUCAUUAACAAUUACAGAACUCUGUUUAUUGCCUGGAGGCUGUUCCAACUGGAGACAACCAGCCUUGAUUAUAGGCAGCUUUUAACUAAUCCACUUCAAUUCUCAUUAUUGGAGCAGUAAAUGUCAAUUACCUCUUCUAAUCUGUGUUCUUGAUAUUGUAUUGAAAGAGUACAAACAGCAUGGUUACUUGUCAGUUAUAUAUAUUCCUUUAGUAUCUGAAGAAAAAUAUUUUGGCCAAGCUAGACCUAUUAAAGUACACCCCCCAAAAAAAUCAGGUUUUAGUGGAGUCUGCACAAAGUACGUAGCCUAUAAUCAAAUUCAAAAUUAAUUGAACCAGUCUGUGGCACACUAUGCCCACCUCCUUGAUUAUCGGUCACACCUGAUUAGAAGAUGAGGGUCAGAUGCAGCCACAGACGUAAAUGGACUGUCAGAGGAAAAGAAUGACUGGCAGUGUAGUGCUAGGAGAGGACUGGAGUGUUGAUGCAGGUGCAGCUGAAAGCUCCUUUUUGUGUAGUUGAGGGUCCUUGUACUGUUUGUUUUAUGCUUUUAAUAAAAACUCUCUAAG